CGGACCUGAACGGGUCAAGCACAGCUGAUAUAUCAUCACUUUCCAUUAUCAACAGAUUUUCUACAACAGGCUGCAAAUGAAUAAAACAUCCACUGCAGGACAGAGGUUUGCCAUGAAGGCGGCAUGUGUGAUGAUCCUCUUGGCCUGUCUGUCACCCCUGAUGUGGUGUCAGAGUGUGCCGGCUGAGGGUGACCUGACUCUGGAUGAGCUCUUCCAGCGCGCGGAGGGUCUGCUCAUCCGCUCCAUUCUCACGCACAUGCAGGACAAUGAAAACAAUGACAAUGGAGAACAGAUGCUGUCCCAGCCGGAGUGGAUGGAGAAGAGACAACACCCGGGCAAGCGACAACAUCCCGGUAAACGCGAGGACGCGGACUAUGGAGACGACGCGUCUCUCCAGAAGAGACAGCAUCCCGGCAAACGCGAGGAGGAAGAGAGCAUGAAAAUUAGACGACAGCAUCCCGGAAAACGCCUGUUUCUGGAGCAGAUGAUGGAAACCCCGACCACCCAGAGCGAGCUAUCCAAACGGCAGCACCCGGGAAAACGGUACCCGAUGCUGCUCCAGAAACGACAGCAUCCCGGCAGGCGCGAACUCUACGAGAGCGAGCGGACACCGGGAGACCUGUUGGGCCUGGACAAACGACAGCAUCCCGGGAAGAGACUGUGUGAGGACUGGGAUGUGGAUGGUUGCGAUCAAACCAGCAUCCUACUUGAGCUUCUGGACAACGGAACCAAAAGUCGCACGGAGGAGAAGAGACAGCAUCCCGGGAAACGGUUUGAGUUGGAUGACGAUAUCACGGAACGGGAGUAACUGAAAAAAGUAUACUGAAAUGAGGCGCCUAAACGGAUAAAUCACGUUCAUUGUUUUGCCGCAGCAUCAUACUAUUGAUGGGACACGCAUCUGUCUCCAUAGGCGUGUGUUUUACUGGUCGCUUACAGGUGUCUUAUACAUUUCGUCAAAGCAAUCUCACAAUCUGAGUGUCUCGUUGAACUGCUACGGCGCAGGAGUCCACCGAACGCACGCGCUAAAAUAUGUUGCACAUUUCUCUUAUUCCCUAUUCCCAACACAACUUUGCUGUUCAAACGAAAUAUUCCUUAGCUGUCCCAAAUAGAUCCAUAAGGUUCAUUCUUGUACGUGAAUGGUGAAGGUGUUUCUAUGCGUAAAUGCGCAACUAGCGACCAAGUUUUAAUGAUGCACGUUUCCGUUACGAGUCCCGGGUUUUAUUUCCUACACAUCUACAACAUUAUUAAAACGAUAUAUCCCUUAAUUGGCGGAAUUAGUAUUCCACUUAAAUUCAGUCAUUUUGAGGACUCAUUUAUUACAAUGCAAGUGACCAGAAAAACAAUUCGCAGUUUUCCCAGAUGUGAUUCGUCGUGAAUCGUGGAAUUGCUCAACUAAUGUAAACUUCGAAUGAAAAGUAGCCCUGCAACCCUCGAAAUAUUUUUCUAUAAUAUUCUUAUGAGUUCAAGAAGUUGCCAAUCUGUACAUUUUCAUUAUUUAUUUUGUUGGUAUAUAGCAUAUUUAAAUGACAAAUGUUGUACAAUAAAAUGCUUUCGA
Messenger RNA from Xyrauchen texanus (razorback sucker), 1555 nucleotides. RefSeq names its product pro-thyrotropin-releasing hormone-like. Gene Ontology annotation, cellular component: extracellular region. Gene Ontology annotation, biological process: hormone-mediated signaling pathway. Gene Ontology annotation, molecular function: thyrotropin-releasing hormone activity. The transcript has 3 exons. The coding region runs from base 77 to 808 and encodes 243 amino acids. The record is from RefSeq and is a predicted model, not a curated record. NCBI's taxonomy places the organism in Eukaryota, Metazoa, Chordata, Actinopteri, Cypriniformes, Catostomidae.